Molecule: messenger RNA, 2844 nt
Organism: Apiotrichum porosum
Lineage: Eukaryota; Fungi; Basidiomycota; Tremellomycetes; Trichosporonales; Trichosporonaceae
Gene: FCP1
Product: Carboxy-terminal domain (CTD) phosphatase
Exons: 6
Coding region: 1-2844 (947 amino acids)
Cellular component (GO): nucleus
Molecular function (GO): RNA polymerase II CTD heptapeptide repeat phosphatase activity
Source: RefSeq, a predicted model, not a curated record
AUGGGCGACUCCACGCCGCUCACACUGCGCGCCGACCUGCCAUACCCCAUCACUCUGACCCGGCUGGUCCUCGUCCCCGGUCAGCCUGUACGGCGCGGCGACCGGCUGCUCGAGUACAGCUUUCUGUCCGCGACACAGCGCAAAGAGAAUGAGGCGGCGCUCAAGCAGGGCAAGACUGUCCCGCCCGAAAAGCACAAGAACGACAUGGUGGGCUCGUGGGAGAGCCCCAUCGACGGCGAGAUUGUGCGGUGGGGCGAGGCCGCCAAGACCGGGACUGUGAUUGAGCGCCGGCAAGCGAGCAAACCCCUCGUCUGGGUCGAGCAGCCGUGUACCCACCCCGUCCAGAUCCACGGCAUGUGCGGGGUGUGUGGUGCAGACUUGACAAAUGACGACUACCUCUCCCGCCCCGCCGCCGAGGAGCCUGGUCCGUCGCGGUAUCCGGGCAGCUUUGAGCUCGCUCACGAUGCGCUGGGUGUGACCGUCUCCACCAACGAGGCGAAGCGACUGGAGACAUUAUCGCGAGACACGCUGUUGUCGUCGCGCCGCCUGUCACUCAUUGUCGACCUGGACCAGACCAUCAUCCAUACCACCGUGGAUCCGACGGUGGGCGAGUGGAUGAACGAGAUCAUGGAGGACGAGGAGGAGGAGAGGCGGGCGAAGGAGGAGGAAGAGGAAAAGGAGAAGAAGGACAAGGCCGUGGAAGAGGGUGGGGAAGGCGACAAGAGUGCAGUGCGGAGCACGACGCCGCCAAUGUCCCCACCCCCCAAGCGCGAGAAGAAUCCCAAUGCCGAGGCGCUCAAAGACGUGGCGCGCUUCCAGCUCGCCGACGACCUGCCUCCCGGAGCAGUAAAGACCAAGGGACGCAGGCCCGAGCCCGUGAGGUGGUACUACACCAAGCCAAGGCCCGGACUUACCAAGUUUCUCUCGUCUUUGAGCGAGCUCUACGAAAUGCACGUCUAUACGAUGGGCACACGGACAUACGCGGACGCCAUCUGCCGCGUCAUCGACCCCGAGGGCAAGAUCUUUGGCGGUCGUAUCUUGUCGCGUGACGAGAGUGGGAGCAUGAGCUCCAAAUCCCUUGUCCGCCUCUUCCCCACCGACCAAAGCAUGGUCGUCGUCAUCGACGACCGCUCAGACGUCUGGGGCGACUGCCCCAACCUGGUCAAAGUGGUUCCGUACGAUUUCUUCAUCGGCAUAGGAGACAUUAACGGCUCGUUUCUCCCGCCCACCCAGCCGGCAGUGACGCCCAUCCCUGCCGCCGCUGCUGCUGCCGCCGCGUCGUCGCCGAGCACGGCCGCGUCGAGUCCCGGGCCCGAGACGCCGCCCGAGAUCCCGAGCACCGAGGACGGCCUGCUGCUCCAGUCCAAGCUGCUUGACGACCUGGCGGAGAAGCGGCCGCUGGCGAAGCUGGAGGAGGAGACGGAGCGUGCCGAGGAGGAGGCGGAGAGUGCGGCCGAGGCGGCAGAAGCUGAGGGAUCAGGCAAGCCUGAAAAGGACGCAACGGCCGAGCCCCAGGCGGCACAAGCGCCUGCUGCCCAGGCUCACCACCCGCACCCGCACCCGCACCACCGCAAGCAGCUGCUCAACCCGGAAGACCACGAGCUGGAACGAGUUGCAGGAAUCCUCCGCGAAGUCCACUCGGGCUUCUACAAGGCAUUCGACGACCGCGUGCCCGGCUCAAAUGCCAUGCCACUGCAGUGCGACACGCCGCUCCUCAUCCAGGAGAUCAAGGACCAAGUGCUCUCGGGCUGCGUCAUUGCCUUUACGGGCGUGAUCCCGCGCAACGUCGUUCCCGAGCGGUCGGAUAUCUGGCAGACGGCGGAAUCGUUUGGCGCGCUGUGCGUGCACGAGCUCAACGAUAAAGUCACACACCUGGUGACGGCCACGCUGGGCACCGAGAAGAUGCACCGCGCCGCGCGCAUGCCGCGGACCCAGGUCGUGUGGCUGACGUGGCUGCAAACGAGCAUUGCGCUGUGGCGGCGCGAGCCCGAGGACCCCUUCCUCGCCCACCGGCCGAGUACGGGGUCGGGGUCGCGCGGCGUCAACUCGCGCGCCGACUCGGAGGACGCCAAGCAGGCAGAGGGCGGCGGCGGCGGCGGCGGUGCUGCCUUUGGGCGCGCGCGGGAACCCGAGACGGACGCCGACGGCGACACGCCCAUGACGGAGGAAUCGGGCGACACCGAGAGCGAGGGCCCCGUGGACGCGGACGGCCACCAUGUCUCCGAGGACGACCUGGCGCAGGACGCGGCAGUGUUCGACGCGGCAUGGGACGACGACGCGCAGGCCGAGUUUGACAAGUUUCUCGAAGACGGCAGCGACGACGACGACGACGACGACGACGAAGCCCACACGGCGACGGACGGCGGCGACAACGACGACAGCAGCAGCGACGACGAGCCCGUCAACCGGUCGCGCUCGCGCGCCGAGACGCCGUCUGUGUGGUCGCGCGCGGCGACGCCGGGCCCGUCCAUCCUCUCGCGAGCGGGCACGCCUGGUCCCGAACAAGAUCCCAAGCACGUCCGGUACGCCGACGAGGAGAACCAGCCGCUGGAGAGUGUCCGGCAGCCGCAGCCGGGGGACAUUUCCUCGUUCCCCGCCUUGCCGCCGCGCAAGCGCGCACGACUGCUGUUGACGGCGCCGACGGACGAUGACGACGUGCCCGAGGCCAACCGGAUGAACUACACUGCGCCGGGGAGCUACGGCAAAGAAAAAGGGGAGGCGAACGGGGACAUGGGGCCCGAGACGGAUGGGGAGGGGACAGAGGGGACGGGUGGCGGCGCGUCCGAGGCGGAGAGCGAAGACGAGUUUGCGCAGAUGCUCGCCGACAGCCUCGCCGAGGAGUAG